GUGUUUCCGCCGCACGGGACGAUGGAAGAGGAGCUGCGCUGCUUCACCUGUAAACAGUUCUACAUCAAUCCGGUGCUGCUGCCGUGUUACCACGGACUCUGUCUACACUGCGCCCUAAAUUUGCAACAGCCCGCCAAUCACAACAAUGUCGCGACUGCCGUGACCGGCGAGAACGCGGAAAGCGUCGCUUCCGGUUCUUCGGGGGAUUAUCAAGAGUCCGAUAAGUUGUCGAUUUUGAGCGAGACCGAUAGCGGUGUCGUGUGUACUUCGCGUCCCAAUUCGUACGUGGGAUCCCCCAACGGGUCGCUGUUUCCCGGCGCCCUCUCGCUGACCUGUCCGAUUUGUCAGAAAGUCGUGUACUUCGACGACAACGGGGCCCACAACUUGCCGAAGUAUCGAGUGAUGCAAAGCGUGGUCGAACGCUACGGGGAGUUGAAAAAUCUCACGUUGAAAUGUCAAAUGUGCGAACAGGAACCGGCCAAAGACGCGACCGUGAUGUGCGAACAAUGCGAGGUCCUGUACUGUGAGUCUUGUCGAGAGUCUUGUCAUCCCUCGCGCGGCCCGUUGGCCAAACACGUCUUGAACGAGCCGAAACGCGGCGGAACCGGUACCGGCAAACCUAGAGACGGGAAAUGUCCCGAACAUUCCGACGAACCCCUCAACAUGUAUUGUUUGGUUUGCAAAAUCGGUGUCUGUGCUUUGUGCUUGACUGAUUCGAGACACGCCAGCCACGACGUCCAAAGUUUGGCGGUCAUGUGCAAAGCUCAAAAGACUGAACUCUCUCACAACCUGCAACAGUUGUCCGAACGAGCGAGAUCUACUACGGAAUUCAUUCAGCGACUCAAAGGGAUGAGCGAUAAAGUUAACGAGAAUUGCGAGGAAUUCGAGCAGAUUGUGACGGCGCAAUGCGAAGCUCUGAUCUUGGCGAUUCAAGCCAGACGCGACCAGCUGAUCGAAUGUAUCAGACAAGACAAGGAACUAAGAGUGAGAGCGCUCAAGGAACAAGUGGUUACGUGUACAUCCAGACUCCAGCAAACCACGGCUCUCCUUCAGUUUUGCAUCGAAGCGCUAAAGGAGACAGAUAGCUCGGCUUUCUUACAGGUCGGUUCGAUGCUGAUAAGCCGCGUUGCAAACACGGACAACUCAUGGCACAAAGAAUGGUCAGCGCCCCGAGUCUCACCCCAUUUCGAUCUCACCCUGGACGAUAAAUCUGUACUGAAAGCCAUCGAACAGCUCAACUUUAUCCAAAUGAAACCAUACGUAGACGGAGAGGAGAGAGUACCAGCAGCGCCCGCAGCACCGGCAAUAAUUCCGGAGGAAUGUAGCGCCGAAAAUAAUUCCGUUACAGUGGCUUGGCAACCGCCCCCGCACAGUCACGUCGAAGGUUACGUUCUAGAACUCGAUGACGGCAACGGGGGAGACUUUCGGGAAGUCUAUUGCGGCAUUGAAACUAUCUGCACCGUCGACGGCUUACAUUUUCACUGCAUGUACAACGCCCGAGUGAAGGCGUUUAACAGUUCUGGUGAAGGAGAGUACAGCGAACUAAUAGGCUUGCAAACAGCCGAAGUUGCGUGGUUCACUUUUGACCCGAUAUUAUCGGGACCGGGGCUGCAAUAUUCACAGGACAACACGACCGUGACUGGAGAAGGCUGGGAACACCGCGUUUCCUUGGGCAGCGUGGGAUUUAGUAGAGGAAUUCACUAUUGGGAAUUCACCAUUGAUAAAUACGAUGCGGAUACCGAUCCGGCUUUCGGAAUUGCACGGAUAGAUGUCACCAGGGAUAAAAUGUUAGGUAAAGACGACAAAGGUUGGGCAAUGUACAUUGACCGUCAAAGGUCUUGGUUCCAACACGGCGGGGCGCACGAGCAAAGGGUAGAAGGCGGAAUUCACAUAGGGUCCACAAUCGGGGUAUUAUUAGAUCUCGACCAACAUGUUUUGCAGUUUUACGUAAACGAGGAGCCCCAAGGACUGGUAGCGUUCAGGGAUCUCUACGGGGUUUUUUAUCCCGCAGUCAGUCUCAAUCGAGGAGUCAGUGUAACUUUACACACAGCUUUAGAUCCGCCAUCAGAUACAGAUGAAACCUAACUAACUAAGCACUAA
Cylas formicarius (sweet potato weevil) is the source of this 2100-nucleotide messenger RNA. It is a transcript of the gene Trim9, whose product is annotated as E3 ubiquitin-protein ligase TRIM9. The transcript has 9 exons. Lineage: Eukaryota; Metazoa; Arthropoda; Insecta; Coleoptera; Brentidae. The record is from RefSeq and is a predicted model, not a curated record. Gene Ontology annotation, molecular function: protein binding; zinc ion binding. The coding region runs from base 22 to 2085 and encodes 687 amino acids.